This is a messenger RNA of Raphanus sativus (radish), 417 nucleotides long. RefSeq lists its product as uncharacterized. Bases 1 to 417 code for a protein of 138 amino acids. Lineage: Eukaryota; Viridiplantae; Streptophyta; Magnoliopsida; Brassicales; Brassicaceae. The transcript has a single exon. The record is from RefSeq and is a predicted model, not a curated record.
AUGCGAGAAGGACGACGAGACAGUAAACAGGAAGGGAUUGACGAGAGUUUAGCUCGAAUUCUAUGGAUCCUAUGGUUCCUGUGGAAAGCGCGUAACAUCAAGGUUUUUGAGGGAAAUGACACAUCCCCACUGGAAGUUCUUCAGUCUGCGACUUUGGAGGCUGCCAUCUGGAACCUGACGCAUGUAGUUUCAGAGAGGCGGGAGGUAGACGACAGAACCCUCCUACCUGAACUACAAGAUUCACCAUCACCGAAACCGUUCUGCAGGGUUGACGCAUCCUGGAAAGUUGAUGAUGCUCGGUAUGGUGGUGGCUUCAUGAUGGAGAUGAAGGAUGGGAUCACUAUAUUUGGUUCAUUUGCUUGUAACCAAGUGUUUUUCCCCUACACGCCGAGUUUAACACUCUGCUACGGGCCAUGA